Molecule: messenger RNA, 2655 nt
Organism: Dentiscutata erythropus
Lineage: Eukaryota; Fungi; Glomeromycota; Glomeromycetes; Diversisporales; Gigasporaceae
Source: the annotation of a GenBank genome assembly
AUGCCAGCGAAUACAGAAAAUCCACCAUACUCGGAAUUAGUCGAGAAAACAAAAGAAAUUUUUGAUAAACGCAAAUUAGAAAAAUCAGUGUCGAAUCAUUCUUCUGCACCUCCUUCUACGGAACUUUCUGAUGCUGAGGAUUACAAGUCUGAUCGAUUGGUGUUAAAUCGAUUUAUAUUAUACGAAACAAAAACGAAUUAUUAUAUAGUAGGAUCAAACCAAAGUGACAAUCGGUUUCGUAUUUUAAAGAUUGAUCGAACGACGCCUACUGAAAUUAAUGUAAUUGAAGACGAUGUGAUAUAUUCGAAGCAAGAAAUAAAUGACAUUUUGACUCUUCUUGAAGAAGGUAAUAGAGUUUCUGGCGGACUUAAAAAUGUCUUAACAGCUUAUGGGAUUGUGGGAUUUGUUCAAUUUACUGAUGGUUAUUAUAUCUCACUGAUAACAAAAAGAAGCGCUGUUGCCUUGAUUGGCGGCCAUUAUAUAUAUCAUAUUGACGAGACUAUUCUUCGUCCAAUUGGACAGCAGACAAAACCUGAAAAAAAUUCUGAUGAAUACAACUACACUUAUGAUAUUACUCAUACACUUCAGCAUAACAUGACUCGUCCAUCAAAUCGUAAAAAUUUUUCAUAUAAUGAAAUGUUUGUUUGGAAUCACUAUUUAUUGGAAACUGGAUUUCGAAGUUUUAAGAGCAAUUCUGAUUGGAUUUUACCGAUAAUUCACGGCUUUGUGGAUCAAUCAAGUAUACAUGCUUUAAUUACAAAAUAUAAUCGUUUAAAAAGUAAAAGUAAUAUUAAAGCUUACUAUUUUUUAGAAAUUUCAAUAUUUGGACGGAACGUCUUUGUGACAUUGAUUGCUCGAAGAUCAAGAUACUUUGCUGGUGCACGUUUUUUAAAACGUGGCGUCAAUGAUCAAGGUUAUGUUGCAAAUGAUGUGGAAACUGAACAGAUAGUAGCGGAUAUGAGCACAACUUCGUUUCACCGAUCUGGGACUCGUCUUUAUGAUAAUCCAAAUUAUACAUCUUACGUGCAACAUCGUGGAUCUAUACCCUUAUUUUGGUCUCAGGAUGUGACAAACAUGUCGCCAAAGCCGCCUAUAUCAAUUAACUUCCGAGAUCCAUUCUACGCUGCUGCAGGGUUGCAUUUUGAUAAUAUGUUCAAACGUUAUGGCGCACCCAUAAUUGUUCUGAAUUUGAUUAAGACAAAAGAAAAAAAUCCUCGUGAGUCUAUUUUGGGAGAUGAAUUUGCAGAUGCCAUGAAAUACUUGAUUCAAUUUUUACCAGAAAAGAGUCUCAUAUAUCAACCUUGGGAUAUGUCAAAGGCCAGAAAAAGUGAUGAAGACGUCUUUGAUAUUAUGGAAGGAUUCGCAGAAAAAUACUUAGUCGAUACCGGAUUCUUUCAUAGUGGUCCUGAAGCAUGGGUUAAUGUUUUGAAUAGAGAACAGACCCAAGGGAAACCACAAAAACGUCAGAUGUUUAGGCGACAAAGUGGUGUUCUACAUGCACUUGGAAUAAUCGACAAACCCUGGGUUCCUGUUGAUUCUGAUGUAAUGAAUAUGCUCACUGACAUGUACCACGAUCAUGGUGAUACUAUUGCUUUCCAAUAUGGUGGCUCGAAUUUAGUCAACACUCUCGAUUCUUAUCGGAGAAAAAAUCAAUUCUCCAACCAAUCUAGAGAUUUGAUAGAAAAUUUGAGAAGAUAUUAUAGUAACGCUCUUUGUGACGGUGAAAAGCAGGAUUCGAUUAAUCUUUUCCUCGGAAACUUCCGACCAGAAAAAGAUAAGCCAAUGUUAUGGGAACUUACAAGCGAUUAUUAUUUACAUAAUGAAGAUCCUCGUUUUAAAAAGCCACGGAGAAGUAAGGAUUUUCUACAAAAAAAUGAUCAACAGCAGGAUACUGCAAGAUAUCAACUUUCUCCUCGCACAGCUCGUCAGUUUGAAGACGACGAAGCGGAUCCAUACUCCGGCUACUGGAUUGAAUAUUAUCGUCCACGACUUUUCACGUCAUUUGAAAAAUUAUUUGCGUAUGACAUGAAAACUACUACGAAAUAUAUUCCAUUAGGUGUGGAUGAAAGUCCGUUCAAAGUUCGGGUAACACCUCUACAAGCUUCUCGUUUGAUGAACGUUGGAAAUGUCAAAAAAUGGUUUGCUGCUUCAUUGCCAAACACAAAGUCUAAAGAGAGUUUAAGCCCUUCAGUUUCUUCGAAUGAAGCAAAAGAAUACAAACAAUACAUAAACCAAAACAAAAAUCUAGUUCUAACACCAACGCUAACUGAUAAUAAUGAUCCCGCAUUGACCAGUCAUUCUGACUACCACGUUUACAAUGCUUACAUGCGACGUGCUAAUUUGACGAAUCCACUAACAGAUAUAAAAGUACCUUUAACGGAUGAAAGAGUAUAUGAAGAAAAUUUAGUUAUACCAAAACAAUAUGCUGUAUUACAAGCUGUAGGAUCGGAUCAAUAUACAAAUAGUGUGGCAAAGAGUAGAUAUCAGGCUUACGAGACAUGGUUAAAAACUGGAAAGUUGGUUGGAACUAACAAUGUCGUAAAUACAAAAUCGAAGAAUAAUGGAGGAAAUGGGAAGGGAAAUAUUUCUAAAAAAGAAAAAGAGAUUUACAAAGAUUACAAAGAAAAAAUGAAGGAAAAACUAAUUAAGGAAUGA